This is a messenger RNA of Mirounga angustirostris (Northern elephant seal), 1203 nucleotides long. RefSeq names its product microtubule associated protein 1 light chain 3 alpha (gene MAP1LC3A). Gene Ontology annotation, cellular component: cytosol; autophagosome membrane; autophagosome. Bases 670 to 1035 code for a protein of 121 amino acids. Gene Ontology annotation, biological process: macroautophagy; autophagy of mitochondrion; cellular response to nitrogen starvation. The transcript has 5 exons. Lineage: Eukaryota; Metazoa; Chordata; Mammalia; Carnivora; Phocidae. Gene Ontology annotation, molecular function: ubiquitin protein ligase binding; microtubule binding. The record is from RefSeq and is a predicted model, not a curated record.
UUCUGGUCUCAUCCUUUGAGACCUGAAUUUCAAUGGUUUUUCUAAUUCUAGAAAUUCCUUUUAAAACCUGUGAUUCUUUUUAGCAUCUCGCUCUUUCUUGUUUUAAUUCCACCCCCCACACCCUAGCUUUUUUUCCUGUAACCAUGAGCUCCACGAAGGUGGGGAGGUCUUUAGGUUCGCACCAUCUCUGGAAGGGAACAGACUCGGAGUGUGCUGUGGGAUGACUUAACACCAGUGGGAACGGAGACCGCUGAGCCCCAGACUGGCCUGCGCGCAGCGAGUCAGCCCUCCCAACUGCCCGCAGCCCCGCCAGUCUCUCAGCCCCGGCCUCGGGGGAGAGGGGCCGGGAGCCCAUGACGUCACGGGACUGUGACGCGCCGGGGAGCCCCGCCCCUUCGCGGCGCUUGCCCGGAGUCCAGCUCUCUGCGCCGUGACGUCACGGGUCCGGGCGGGCGGGUUUUGCGUCGGCCCAAUGGGAGCGGCGCGCCGGCCUCCCCUUUAAGGAAUGUUGUGACCUGACGUCACCCGGGCGAGUUACCUCCCCGAGCCACCGCCGCCAGGCUCAGCUCACAGCCCCGGAGCCCUUGAGCGCGGCGGAGCCCCCGAACCUCAGAGCCCCCAGCCGCGCGCCCCGGAGCCCCGGCCUGCGCGCCCCGCCGGGCUCGCGCGAUGCCCUCAGACCGGCCUUUCAAGCAGCGGCGGACCUUCGCCGACCGCUGUAAGGAGGUGCAGCAGAUCCGCGACCAGCACCCCAGCAAGAUCCCGGUGAUCAUCGAGCGCUACAAGGGUGAGAAGCAGCUGCCGGUCCUGGACAAGACCAAGUUCCUGGUCCCAGACCAUGUCAACAUGAGCGAGUUGGUCAAGAUCAUCCGGCGCCGCCUGCAGCUGAACCCCACGCAGGCCUUCUUCCUGCUGGUGAACCAGCACAGCAUGGUGAGCGUGUCCACACCCAUUGCGGACAUCUAUGAGCAGGAGAAGGACGACGAUGGCUUCCUCUACAUGGUCUACGCCUCCCAGGAAACCUUCGGCUUCUGAGCCAGCAGCCCCUGCCCAACUGCCCCUCCCUCACCUGAGGCGCUGCCCCCCUGCCUGGACCUGCCCACCCCUGAAGGACUGGCCCCUGGCUCACCUGGUGUUGACAUGGUGUAUGGAUCUGUGGUCACUGUCCCUCUGCAGAAUAAAGAUUGCUCAGGCCUGCCUGGC